AUGGACAUUAGAGAAUGUGAUGAUCAUCAACAACUCUACAUAAGGAUAGCAACCUCUGAGUUAGCAGCAAAAGGCCAACUCAGCUUCAACAAGAAGAAUGGAGUACUGUUAGUACUGAUGCUCUCAAUUUCGUCAGCUGCACUGUUUCUAUCUGCAGUAGCAUAUGCAUGUAGAAAGAAAAUGAAAAAGCUUCACAAAAAGGAACGAGGAAGCGGGGGACAUACCCUUGAUAAAGAUCAUAGGACACAUACCCCUGAUAAAGAUCAUACAACUGUUCAGAUGGAAAACCUUGAUGAGCUAUCUUUUUUUAGCCUGCAUAAAAUAGUCGAGGCUACCAAUAACUUUAACAUUGAUAAUAAGAUUGGAGAAGGUGGUUUUGGUCCCGUUUACAAGGGUGUCCUGGAAAAUGGGCGAGUAAUCGCUGUAAAACGUCUCUCAGAAACAUCCCAACAAGGACUUGAAGAGUUCCAAAACGAAGUCAUUUGUAUUGCCAAACUUCAGCAUCGGAAUCUUGUCAAGCUCCUUGGAUUCUGCAUUCAUGGAAAUGAAAGGAUUCUAAUUUAUGAAUACAUGGAUAACAAAAGCUUGGAUUCAUUUCUAUUUGAUGAAACCAAAGGUUUACUCCUGGACUGGCCUCAACGCUUUCACAUUAUUCAUGGUAUAGCUCGGGGUAUUCUUUAUCUACAUCAAGAUUCCCGCCUCCAAAUCAUCCAUAGAGAUCUGAAGGCAGGUAAUAUCUUGCUGGACAGUGAAAUGAAUCCAAAAAUAUCAGACUUUGGCCUUGCUCGGAAAUUUAUAGGACAGGAUGCCAUGGCUAAGACAAAGAAGGUGGUUGGAACAUAUGGUUACAUUUCUCCUGAGUAUGCAGUACAUGGGCGCUUCUCUAUAAAGUCAGAUGUAUUUAGCUUUGGGGUUCUUGUGCUAGAGAUUGUGAGUGGGAAGAAAAACAGAGAGUUCUCUCACGAGGCUCACAACGAUAACCUUCUUGGACAUGCGUGGAGACUCUAUAAGGAAGGCAAGUCCAUUGAACUCAUUAGUGCAUCUUUACGCAACUCUUGUGUGGUGUCUGAAGUACUACGGUCAAUACAUGUUGGAUUAUUGUGUGUGCAACAUCAUGCAAAAGAUAGGCCAACUAUGUUGUCAGUAGUUUUGAUGCUGGUUAGUGAGGGGGCACUGCCUCCACCCAAACAACCAGCUUUUUUCACCGAAGAAUGUUACAGUGAAGUUGAUAAUGUUUCAUCCCUUGAGGAUUAUACGAUUACACUUUUGCAUGGUAGAUAG
Lactuca saligna is the source of this 1281-nucleotide messenger RNA. NCBI's taxonomy places the organism in Eukaryota, Viridiplantae, Streptophyta, Magnoliopsida, Asterales, Asteraceae. The record is from the annotation of a GenBank genome assembly.